Messenger RNA from Ichthyophthirius multifiliis, 3503 nucleotides. RefSeq lists its product as hypothetical. Lineage: Eukaryota; Ciliophora; Oligohymenophorea; Hymenostomatida. The transcript is spliced from 7 exons. The record is from RefSeq and is a predicted model, not a curated record.
UAAUAAUAAAAUAAAUAAGAAAAAAUGUUAAUUAAAUCCACAAAUACAUAAUUUUAUAUAAUAUUAGCACUUUUAGUUAUUAUACCUAUAGCUUAAUAAGAAACUUUUGAAGAUAAAAUAAAGUCAUCUACUUCAUGUGACUAUUCUAUAGGAGAUACCCUAAACGAGUAAAUAAUGGAAUUCGCAAAACGAAUGUAACCAUGUAAAUUUUCCGAUGUAAAUAUUAUAGGAAAUGUAGAUAAUAACUUAAGUAUACCUUCACAAAAAUACAUAGAAACCUAAACAUACGAAUAAUUAAAAAAUAUAUUUAUUAAUUAAUAAAUAGAAUUUUAGGCGUCUUUAAUUAGUUUGAUAGACUUUUAUUUAUAUUAAAGUAUAGAUUCUUGUAAAACUUCUACAUUAGAUGAUCUUUUAACUACUUCUUAUUAAUAGUGUACUUUAUGUUAAGGAAAUUCUUUUAUUUUAAAAAAAUAAUCUUAAAUAGAUGAACUUGAAUAAAAAAAAUAAGAAUUCAAUUUAAAUUUAGAUAAUUAAGUUUUACUGCUUUUUAAAGUUACAAUUUAAAGCAUAUAUUUGUAGAUUCAUUCAAACUUUUAUGGAAUUGUAAUAACCCUAAAGAUUUGAUAUAAGUAAAUGGCGAAUUUGACAUAAAUACUUAAUAAAGACUUUCAUUUACAGACGAAUAAGGUUUCUUAUAUUCUUGUAUGAAUUGUGAAGAAUCAAAUUGUAGAUAAUGCUCAAUUUCGGAUUAUAAGGAAUGUAUUGAAUGUAAAUAAGGUUAUACACUAACAGAUGGAAAAUGUGAUGGAUGUUAAUCUGAAAAUUGUGAAGAAUGCACUAAAGAUAAAGAUGGAAAGGAAUUAUCAUGUACACGAUGCAUUAAUGGAUAUUUUUUAUUAGAAGAUGAAUGUGUAUAGGAAUGUCCUGAAGAUUACACAAAAACUAAAAUUGCGUGCUUAAAAUGUAGACCAGGAACAUUUCCUUUCGACGAUAAAUGUAUAUCUUGUUAACCUGAAUAAUGUAAAAGUGUGUUGGGCCUGCGCCUGAUUAAUGUUUAUCUUGUUUUAAUGGAUAUGAAAGAGAUGAUGUUUUAAGUUGUAAAGUAUGUGAAGGUGAUGAAUGUUGUGCAUAAGAAAAAUGCGAAGAUAAUGAAUAUAGACAAACUGAAUAUCCAUUUUAAUGUGUUGUAUGUUACGAGAAAUGCUCUUAAUGUAAGGGUGGAAAAAUAGAUGAUUGUUUAUAAUGUAAAAAUGAUUAUGAAUUAACAAGUUCUGGAUAAUGUGUAAAUCCUUCAAAAGAACCUAACACUUUUAUAGAUAAAGAAACUAAAACAAUAAAAUAAUGUCAUUUUUCAUGUGAGGAAUGUAUUGAUGCAACUAAUUUAUGCACUGUAUGUAAGGCAGAAAUGAAUUAUUAUAUUUAAGAUGAAAUUGAUUAAAGAUUUAAGUGCUAUAUUACUUGUCCUUUAGGGUAUUAACCUUAAGAUGAAGACUUAGAAGACGAUUAAUCUAUUAAAUGUAUCUUACAAACAAAUGUUUAAAAUUAUUAAGAUGAUUAAAAUAUUUAGGAUGAUUAAAAUGAAUAAAAUGAUUUAAAUGAUAAAAAUAAUUAAAAUGAUUAAAAUGAUUAAAAUGAUUAAAUUGAUUAAAAUGAAUAAAAUAAUUAAGAUGAAGAAAAUAAAUAAAAUGAUUAAAAUGAUUAAGAUGAAAAUUAAAACAAUAAUGAUAAUAAUAAUGAUAAUUAAUAAUAAAAUGACUACAAUAUUGCCGAUGUAGAAAAAGAAUAAGAAAUAUUAGAAUCAAAAUGCGCUAUAUCAGAAUACUGGACAGGGGAUGAAUGUUUUAAAUGCCCAUCUAAUUGUUUAUCAUGUAUUUCAUAAGAUACAUGUAGUUAAUGUGAAGAAUCUUUUUUUUUAAACGAAGAAAUAUAAUAAUGUGAAUAAUGUCAUUCCACAUGUGCAACUUGUAAAGGACCAUCACAUUCAGAUUGUCUUACAUGUACUGAUUAACUUUAGAUAUAUCCCUAAGUAAAUGGAGUAUGUGAUCCUAGUGCAAAAACUGAUAUUAUUAAAGAUUUUAUUUUAUAAAAGGAUUUAUUAUAAAAUUGUAAUCCAUUAUAUUUUUCAAAUUAAAACAAUUACAAAGUUGAAUUUUCUACUUUUUUUUCUGAAAAAGAUUAAUCUUUGAUAGAUAUUGCUUUAUUAAAUAUUGAUAACUGUUAAUUAGCUGAUUUCUAAAAAACAUUUAGCUAAUUUAGUGAUUAAAUAGCCGACAGUUGUAAAUAAUAAGACAUUAAAAUAUCUAAAAUAGAAGAAUAAGGUGCUUUAUUAGCAAUUUUUGCUACUAUAUUAACUAACCAUAAUGUUUAAAUAAAUAAUAGAUCUGUAAAUGUGAAAAAUUUAGCUGAAUUAGGGAAAUCAUAAGGUCUUUUUAAGGCUUUUAAUUUGUAUAAAAUUUCUUCCACUUUUACAUGUUCUAACUUUUCUUGCUAAACUAAUUUAGACGUGUCUUUUUCAGAUUUACAAAAUGCUUCUAAUAAUAAAAAUAUUAAUUUUGGUUUAGUUAAAGAAAUCCCUUUAUAAUCCUAGUUUGGAUACGUUACUUGUUUUUCUGAACCUUAAUUUAUAGAUGAAAAGAAUUAAAAAGAGAUAAAUUAGGCCUUUGUAGUUGCAAAAUAGAGCUAAUCGACAAAUUAAAAGUAGUAUAUAGUAAUUUAAUUAUGUUAUAAAUAGGAAGAGGAGAAAUCUGUUUUUGGACAGUAUUUAGUCAAAGAGUAUAUAGGAAACGGUUUGGUGAAGAUCCAUAUGUAAGAUUAAGGAGAUGUUUUGAUUUAUUUAUUUGGUGCUACUGAAGAUUAGAAUGAAUAAUUAAAGAAAUGCAAUACUGAGUAUAAAAAUGAAUUCAAAUAAUAUGUAGUUUCUAAGCUGAAGUUUUAUUAAGUUGAAGAAAAUGAGAAAAACUUAAGGCUUAGAGAAGAACUGUUCAAAUAAUAUAGUAAAAAACAGGAGAAUGAUAAUAAUAAUAAUAAAAAUAAAUAGAUAAAUCAAUACGAAUAUAUUUUACAAAAUGAGUAAUCAGGGGGAAGUUUUGUUCUUUAUAUUACCGAAAAAGACUAGUUUAUUAGCAAAAGUUUAACUUUAGUUGAUUUGGCAAAAUAACUGGAGAAAAAUAAAAUUAAUGCGGAGUCUUAUAAAAGAAAUUAAAGGACCAUAAAUAAGUCUAUUGCUUAAAGAAUAUUCAAAUAAUACAUAGAUGAAAUUUAAGAUAUUACAAUAUAAUGUUAUGGUGAAAUUAGAAAUUAAUGUGUCAAAAAUGUACUAAUGGAUGUUAUUUUUAGUAAUAAGAAAACUUGCGUUGCUGAAGAAGAGAUUAAAUAACUGAUUAUUAUUGAAGAGUUCAAAGAUAUUAUUGAAAAACUUUAGAAAGAUAAUUGGUGUAAUGUUAAUGAGUUUAGAUGUAGUAAAGCAGCUCUUAAAUUGACUUCUUGUUGAUUUUUUUUUAUAA